UUUCAUUUAGAGAUUGGACAGGAAUUGGAUAAAGCGGAGACAAAAUGUUUUACAUUAAAAUCAGGACUAAAUUACAUGAUAGGAGUUUGUCAGAAAGCUCAAACAGAAACAAGAGGAAAUAAAGAAACAUCCAACAUUUUGCCGAUAUCAUCUAGAAGUCCAAGCUCGAAAUCUUCCAUCAAAUAUAAUGAUUAUAACAGUGAAACGAGCGCUACUAAAAUUCGAAAUUAUAACAUCCCUCAAAGAAUUCAUAACGUCGAACUAAAAGCCGAAGAAAAUUUUGAUAUUUUCAAUCCAAGCCCGAAAUCUACUCGGCUUUCGCCCAGAAGAAACGUCGAUGAUAACGAUAUUAUCAUGAGGGCCGAGGGUUUGAUGAAGGCCGAGGGUUUGAUAGAAGGAAGGCAAAAGGGAUCAUUGAAUAUUACAUCAAACUCUCAAUUAGAUAAGAAAUUUUCUUCUGCGAUAACAUCACCAGUUCAGAAUGAAAUCACGGAAGUAGAUCGAGAAUACGAAACAUACUUCUUCCCACCGAGUAUAUCUAUCGAGGAAUUGACAUUGCAGGCGGAUAAGGAUUAUCUUCACGUAAUGCCGUUCUCUGCAAGAAAAGAUAUUGAAGAUUCGGUAUUGAAUUUCCCGAACCUUCCGAAUAUUCUGAAAACUGAAUUAACGGAGAACAGUAGUAAAUCGAACGGAGAACGGAGUAAAUCGAAAACGAGGAAAAGCAAGCUGAGUUCCGUUUACAAAAUGGAUAGCACGAUGUCUAAAGCACGAAAAAGAAAGGCAAAAUUACGGAGUUCCGUUUCCAAGAGCACGAUUACCACCAAAGACACGGGUUUUAUUGGUAGGAAAGAAGCGAAAAGACGCCGACAUAAAGGUCACGCUCAUCAACAGUCCAACUCUCCAAAACAUCUGAAAAAAUUCAACGACGUCGUGGAAAUUUUUCAUAAUACCAGAUUGAAGAAUAGCAAUUCUGGAGUAUCCAGUAAGCCGUCUGAACUCAAUGAAACGAAAGAUGCAAAAAAAUCGCAUCUUCCUGAGACUGAUCGAAAGAUUCAAAAGACAUCAUAUUCUGAACGUAAUAAUAAUCGCGAAUGUCAAUCUCACGAUAAAAACAAUGAGCAGGAUCAUUUUGAUUGUCUUCAAACGUUAGAUUGUCAACUUAACAAAAGCAAUUCAGGAGCGACGCUCGAGGCUACACAGGAAGAUAAAUUGGAAAAAUGUUCCAAUGAUCCUGAUCCAUCGAGGCGAGACAAAACACGACGGUGCGAGCCUACCUUUAACAGAUACGACUCGAUAUCCAUGCCUAACUACGAGAUGCCGACUUUGGCGUCGAAAUUAAAACGCUCGACCAGAUCAUAUUUCAGCAGGUUUAACUUCCGGAGCAUUCCGUUCGUGGUGGGAACGUCAGUGACCCCGAGUUACAAUCUCGGGUUAAAUAUUCAACAAGUGUUGAGCGUGAUGAAGAUGAGACAGCCGAUCGCGAGCGAUGUCACUCCGUUAUUGAUCCGGAAAGUCAGCAGAGGCGUGAGGCCGGUAUCGAUCCUUCUGGAGCAGAUGAACAAUCAUUACGAAGGAUCGCAGACGAGCAGAUGGUUUAAUAAUGGGCAGAGGCUUGGUCAAGGCAAAAGAGAGUCUACGUUUAAUUUGCAACACGUGGGAAAAGUGCAAGGUGCCUACGUGCCAAAGACGUCCAUCGAUACAGAAAUUAUUUCGAAAAAAGAUCAUCAUGUUUCUAAGCAAUGUAAGAAAAAAAGUAUUUGCGACCAAGCUAAACAGCAGUCUUCUUCCGCCGUAAACGAAAACACCACCACGCCGGCGAGUAUUAAAAAUCAGCGAGGAAUUUCGAGGAUGUCGUUAAAGGGUAAUAUCGAUCAUAAAUAUAUUCCUGACUCGCACAAUACUAAGGAAAUACGUGACGUUCUGAUUAAUCUUCACGAUCAAUUUGAAGAGAUGAACACAAAAUAUGAGAAAUUGCAAUCGGAGGUGGACAAAUCUAACGAUAAGGCUUUAGCGAAAGAGCUAUCCAUUUUAGAAAAGGAGCUCAGUGCCAAGGAAGAAGAAAUCAACGCCGUCAUCGGUCUUUACAAAGAAGUGAUGACGCUGAAGCAGCAAAUGAAAAUGUUGCACGAAAGAAACAGCCUGGUUUGCAUUACAACCAAGUCGAUCAAGGAAACCGACAAGAAUUCUUUUCCCAUGUCGAUUAUAUCCGGGAAAUCUCACUCGAUGAAUCCGACACAGAUUAUCGGUUCAAAAAAAAUGUAUAACGCAAUGCGAGAGCCGCCCAUUUCUAUGCAGCUGACUGCAUUGUUACGACAAAUUCAGACUUUUCAUAAGCAAUUGCAGCUCGUAUCGUAACUACGAUAAAAAAAAUUGAAAUAAAAUUAUUUUUUAAUUAAACCCUCUGGUUGGUAAAAAUGGAA
Messenger RNA from Pogonomyrmex barbatus (red harvester ant), 2420 nucleotides. RefSeq lists its product as uncharacterized. The record is from RefSeq and is a predicted model, not a curated record. Lineage: Eukaryota; Metazoa; Arthropoda; Insecta; Hymenoptera; Formicidae.